GGAUCUGCGAGGUGGUCACUGAGGGAGCUGCUUCCCGGCUUAGGGAACCACCGCCUUUCGGCCACGCCACAAACUAGCCGGGCCACGAGCGUGCCCCGUUAGUCGGAGAGCCAAUCAGAGACGGGGAGGUCGUGGCCAUUCUGGUUUAGGGGGAACGCGUUUCCUCUGUGAUUGGGUAAGCUUCCUGCCAAUCAGGGCGGAGCCAGCGAAGGUUCGGCCAAUACAAGGAGGCGGCCGGGUCAGGCCAGUGGCGUACUGUGGGCUCGGGUGGUCGUUAGAGGGUUUGAGUAGCGGCUGAGGGGAGCAGUCGCCGUCCGUCCUUUGCGCAGGCUCUCGGCGUCUCGCGUCUGUCGCUGGCCGGUCGCGUCAUGUCAGCCGCUGCUUGGCUCUAGUUGCUGAGGUCGCCGCCCACCCGCCUGCCCCAAGCCGCGCCCACCGCCCAGAGCCAGAGGGAUGGUAGUAGUCACGGGGCGGGAGCCAGACAGCCGUCACCCGGACGGUGCCAUGUCCAGCUCCGACGCCGAAGACGACUUUCUGGAGCCGGCCACUCCGACGGCCACGCAGGCGGAGCACGCGCUGCCCCUGCUGCCCCAGGAGUUUCCUGAGGUUGUCCCCCUUAACAUUGGAGGGGCUCACUUUACUACACGGCUGUCUACUCUGCGUCGCUAUGAAGACACCAUGCUGGCUGCCAUGUUCAGCGGGCGGCAUUACAUCCCCACGGACUCCGAGGGCCGGUACUUCAUUGACCGAGAUGGCACACACUUUGGGGAUGUGCUGAACUUCCUGCGCUCAGGGGACCUUCCACCCCGGGAGCGAGUACGAGCUGUGCACAAAGAGGCCCAAUACUAUGCCAUUGGGCCCCUCCUGGAGCAGCUGGAGAACAUGCAGCCUCUGAAGGGCGAGAAGACCAUUUGGAGCGGAUCGUGGAGAUUGCCCGGCUGCGUGCAGUGCAGCGGAAGGCCCGCUUUGCCAAACUUAAAGUCUGUGUCUUCAAGGAGGAGAUGCCUAUCACCCCCUACGAGUGUCCGCUCCUCAACUCUCUGCGCUUUGAGCGGAGUGAGAGCGAUGGGCAGCUCUUUGAGCACCAUUGUGAAGUGGACGUGUCUUUUGGGCCAUGGGAGGCUGUGGCUGAUGUGUAUGACCUGCUGCACUGCCUGGUCACAGACCUCUCAGCCCAGGGCCUCACAGUGGACCACCAGUGCAUCGGGGUGUGCGACAAGCACCUUGUCAACCACUACUACUGCAAACGCCCCAUCUAUGAGUUCAAGAUCACAUGGUGGUGUAACAGAGGCAGAGACUGAGAUAGAAGAGGGAAGGACUAUCAGUCAUCUUCCAAGAUACUUGCUCUCUGUUCUCAUCAACAAACAAUGGUCUCAUUUUUGGAGCUGUUGCCCUUGCUUGGCACUUAGCCCAGCAAUGUGGCUCUGGCCUUGUUCUAACAAAAAAAUUUCUUACUUGGUUUUGUUUUAUUUUUGAGACAGGGUCCCAUGGAGUCCAAGCUUGCCUCAAACUCACUCUACAACUGAGGAGGAUAGACUUAUACUCUUAAUCCUCCUUUCUCCUCUACCUUCUCCGUCCUGGUAUCACAGGCUUAAUCCUAUCAUGCUUGGCCCUCAUGUUCUUUUCUUUUUAGGCAGGGUAUCCCUGUAGCCACAGCUGGCCUGGAACUUGCUACGUAGACUAGGCUGGACUUGAUCUCACAGAAAUUACCUGCCUUUAUCUCCUGAGUGCUGGGGAUUAAAGGCAUGAGCUACUGUGCCCAGCUAGCCGUGUUCUGUUCAUUCGUUCGUUCUUUCUUUCCUUCUUUUUUUCUUUCUUUUUCUUUUUUUUUUUUUUGACAGAUAGACUCUAUUCAGGAGGAUGUCCAUGUGAGUACAGAGCAGACAGUUAAGUCCAAGACCUUUGGUAAUUGGGCCUUGGAUCCUUCUUAUUCACACUCUAGAGCCUCACAGUGUUUGCCAAAUUAAAAUCCACUCUUGUGAGACAGGGAGAAACUGGUCUGCUCAAAUACAGGCCCAGAAUGCUUGCUUGAGGUUACAAAGAUGCUGGGUAGGAACAUCGUCCUUGUGCCUCUUGCUGGAGAUACCCUGUUUUCCUGUUCCCCUGUGUCAUCCUCAGGGUGGUGUGUUCUGUGGCAAUGUGGGAAGAGAGGGCUCCAGGCCACUGGAGCAGGCAGAGAAGGGACACUAGGGAAGGCAGCCCAGAGCUCCUUCCCUCUCCCCUUCUGUUCCUUCAUUUUUUUCUCCCCUUUAUAUUUGACUUGAUGUCUGAGGUAUGAGGGGAGACCAUGUACUGAAUCCUCUUGCAUGUGAAUUUACUUUUUUCCUUUUUAAACUACAAAAACUUUUGUAUUUUUAAUCCAAUGACUUCUAUAAUUUCUUGUGGCAAUGGACAGUUUUCUUUGUACUAAAAAUUGUAUUAUAAUUACAGUCCUUCCUUGACUAGUGAAAUAGGAAUAUGAAAUAAAGCAAUAUAUCGUGGAGGCUAGGAUAUGGCUCAGUAAUUAGAGCACUUGCCCAACAUGCACAAAACCCUGGGUUCCUUCCCCAGCACCACCAAAAAGAAAAAAAUAGGAGUCCAUCAUGUGAAAGUAGAUUUUUUCCAUCUGUCCCUCAGCAUUCUUGUCUCUAGUCCUCUCUGUCCUCCCAGAGCUCUUCCUAAAGGCCAUCUCUGAUGAGAAGCCAAGGCCAAACUGAAUGUGCUACUGGAUGUGGUGGCUGGGGAUGGAAGUCCCUCUGUCCACUUAAUCCUCCUUCAGCUGCAAAUGCCCAGGCCUGGAGCAAAAGAGGAGUUGGGAGGAAAGCUUUUUCCUGAUCCACAGGAAAUAUGUUCUUAUGGAAUUCUUGUGUAUAUAUAAUGUCAAUGCCUCUAGUCUGACAAGGUUUAAGGUUCAUCAUGGUUUAAGACAGGCUAGUCGUUGAUGAGUCAGAUCCAAGUGCCCUUGAGCUUCCUUCCCUUUUGACUUUGGGCACUUUUUUCCCUGGACAGCAUGCUCAUUGAUUGGGAAGAUGAAAGAUUUGAUAGGACUGCAGGGGGCAAUGCUAGCCACAACAAAAUGCAAUACAAAUUAAAAAUGCAAUAGUAACAGAAGAUGGAAAGCAAACCACCCUAAAACACAGCACAUCCCAGGGGAAGAAAUUCAUUGUUAAUGCUCUAAUUAGAAGAAUUAUCACCAUCUGUAACCUACCUCUGCAUGUUCGCCCGGCUGCUCUGUGCUUCCAACAAUGAAGGCAGCCAGCCAUACUCUGGAACUUCCUAUUUUCUCCCAGGGCUUAGGAUAUUUGGGGAACUGUCUCUGUCCCAGGCUGAUCAGGUUUUGAGUUGCUCAUUGGAAGAAUAGCAAACCCCUGCAAGACAAAGCAAGCGGGGCACACACUAGUGUGUGAUCCUGAGCUGAGUCCUGACUGAGUUAAGACAAAUACCA
Messenger RNA from Nannospalax galili (Upper Galilee mountains blind mole rat), 3424 nucleotides. It is a transcript of the gene Kctd7, whose product is annotated as potassium channel tetramerization domain containing 7. Lineage: Eukaryota; Metazoa; Chordata; Mammalia; Rodentia; Spalacidae. The coding region runs from base 454 to 1476 and encodes 340 amino acids. Gene Ontology annotation, molecular function: protein binding. The transcript is spliced from 5 exons. The record is from RefSeq and is a predicted model, not a curated record. Gene Ontology annotation, biological process: protein homooligomerization.